CUUUGGUUCCGCCUCUUACCGGAAGAGUCCGUGUUUACAGCGACACCACAAACCUUCGCUCCACGUUAGCAUCGUUCAUUUGAUAAGAAAGUCAACAGAAAUGUGUCUUGCGCUUUUAUAAUUAACAGUUUCAUGAUUUUUUCUAAAUCACGGGAUUCAUUUGAACGCCACGUCGUUGAUUAACGUGAUUAUUUGGAGGCGGAAGAGCUACUGACACGCAUAUAGCAAUGACGAGCUGGCUAACGUAGCAGCCGAGGUUAGCCCAGAUAACAACACUGACUUCCACAGCAGAGCUCCAGCCACUACAGGGAAACAGGUACAGGUGCAGGAGGAGGAAGAAGCUUGGCGAUGGGUGCGGAGAGCAGUGCGGUUCGGAGCUGCACCCUGGAGGAGCCGCUCCUGACUCUGCCCUCCGGACUCACCAUGUACUCGGCCAUGCUGCAGGAUGGGAAGCCUGCUUCCGUGUUUGUUCACAAGCGUGGCAAUGAGGACAAAGUCAACAAAGCUGCUAAGCACCUGAAGACCCUGAGGCACCCAUGUCUGCUGCGCUUCCUGUCCUGCUCAGUGCAAGACGGCGGCAUCCACCUGGUGACGGAGCGUGUACAACCCCUGGAACUGCUGCUGGACAGCCUCUCCCCAGAGGAAAUCUGUGCAGGCAUUUACGACCUCCUACAGGCACUUGUGUUUCUGCACGAGAGGGGUAAAUCAAGCCACAACAACGUCUGCAUUUCAUCUGUAUUUGUCAGUGAAGAUGGUCAUUGGAAACUGGGAGGGAUGGAGACCGUCUGCAAGUUCUCUGAGGCCACGCCUGAGUUUCUGGCCAGCAUUGAGAAUGUGAGAGAGGCCAGCUGCGUUCCUCCAGAGGAGCAGGUUGAAGGCUUUAAAAUGCUUCCGGAUAAAAAUGCUCACUCUCGAGACUGUUACUGUUUUGGAAUGAUGGUGGAGACCCUCAUCUCUCAGCUGAAUGGCCAAAUGUCACAGGAGCUGUCUGACAGUCUGGAGAAGACCCUGCAGGUGGGCCUGCUGAACUCUGACCCCUUGUCUCGACCUCCACUCAGCUCCCUGCUGACUCAUGACUUUUUCAGGAAUGACUUUCUGGAAGUGAGGGAUUUUCUGAAGAGCCUGACCUUGAAGACGGAAGAAGAAAAGAAUGAAUUCUUUAAGUUUCUUCUAGACCGGGUCCAGAGUCUCCCUGAAGAGCUGGUAGCUUCACGCCUUGUCCCCAAACUCCUCAACUCUCUUGUUUUUGCUGAACCCAUGGCUGUCAAAAGCUUCCUGCCUCAUCUCCUAAGGCCAAAGAAGGAUUCCAGUGGUGGUGUUAACGAUGAAGAAUGCCUCCUGUCUUCGUCCCUUUACCGUAAACAUGUGAUCCCUCAGCUUAUCAAGCUCUUCAAGGUCAAUGAGGAACACAUCCGGAUGGCGUUGCUGGCUAACAUGCACAUCUACGCUGAGUUCCUCUCCCACGAUGAACUCAAAAACCAGAUCCUACCUCAGGUUUUGUUAGGAAUGAGAGACACCAAUGAUUCCCUGGUUGCCAUGACGCUGCAGAGUCUGGCGGUGUUGGUGCCCUUGCUGGGGGCUCAGGUGGUGGUCGGUGGAGAGAGGCGCAAGGUCUUUAAACGCACCACACCCAACUUCACUAGGUCUACAGAGGUUACCCCAGAAACUUCACCUGUCCAUAUAGUGGGAGACUCCCACCCUCAGAUGGCCCAGCCUUCAAAAGUCUUGAAUUUGUUCCCCAGACCGCCAGGGACUGAAGGCCUGGUCCUGGGUCACAUGGGUAGCUUAGCAGGUCGUAGGGAGACUCCAAGAAGUUACCCUCUGCCAUCAAAAUCAGAUAUCAGUAGACAGAUGUCUCUACCUUUGAACGGCUUUCGUCAGGACACUGAGAUGGAGCCACUGUCAUACAGCCCAGAGCAGACUGACAGACUAGAAGGUCCAGUGGAAGACUGGCCUGACUGGAACGACCCUGAAGAGAGCGAGAACAGAGGUGGACAGUCAGUCCAGAUCCGCAUUCAGGCCUCGGAGAGAGAAGAUCCAGUCAACGGCAGACUGCCACCCCCGCACCCGAACUUGGAAGAGGAGCCGUGGGACGACUUUGAGGACACUGAACCUACCUCAGAUCUCUCCCCUACAGCUCCUUUAUCAGACCCAGUUAUACUCACACCACCCAGAGGGGGCGCUACUACACCUGUAAAUCAUGCUCCUGAAGCACUGAGACUGGCUUCCUCCAAACCCCUCAAAUUGACCCCAACACUGCGACAAUCCACACAGAGCAAGACCACUUCCUCAUGGGACGACGGCUGGGCUCAAGAGGAGAGCGAAUCAGAGAAAUCACACAACCCAUUAAACCCCAAGCCCAAACCUACAGUGCAACAAAGGAAUGGUGGGAGAGGAGGUCUGGGGGAGGAGUUCACCAUUAAGGUGAAGAAAAAGGAGCAGCUAGACCCAGAGCUGGAUUUGUUUGCUGACAUGGUGCCGGACAUCAAACUGUCCUCUCCAGCUCUGCUGCCAUUGGACGAGAGCGGUGUGAGUGAUGCUGGACUGUCUACGGCCUCUUCAGAAAACACUAAAUCUCUGCAGGUUGACUCAUCCAUUGAUACUGUAACGCUCACUGCCAAGUUUGCAGUUGACAACCUGACUGAGACUGAAACAGAUGGCUGGGGAGAUGGAGAUGACCUGAACUGGGAAGAUGAGAAUUCCUGGUGAUGACGUUUGAACCGUCUCCAUCUGGAGCAAAAGACUUGACCACUGUAAAACUCAAAUCCUCUAGAUGCACAAUUUCAGAGACAUUCAGUCAUUGAGAUGAAAGUUGCUCCAGUUCUCAUUUAAUAGCAUGAUGCAGUAAGUAUGAUAAUGACCGGCUGAGACUUUUUAUAGUCUACUCUGGUUGUUCCUGGACAUUAUCAGUCUGUUCAUUAAGAUAAAUUGCUUUUGAACUGGAAGGAUUGGAAGCUUAUCAGAUGGUGCUGGACAAAUGAAGCCAUUUUUAAUUGUUUGCCAACUGAUACUAUUCACCUCGUGAUGAAUGAGGAUCUUAAUCAGAGGUGAAUGUUAUCUUGUUUUCAUCUGCUUCUCCAUUGUUUUUUAAGGUGCCAACUUCACUACUGGCAUGAAAAUCAAGAUACACUUUUUGGCCAGGCAUAACUUGUGUCCAAAAUGUGUUGAUUUACAGAAGGCUUGCACUUUGAAUGAAUGUGAAAUAGAAAUUACGUAAUUUAUUAGCUUUUUGGUUGCUGGUGAAGUAAAGAUUUUACUGUAUCACAUAUGACCCUGUUAUGUUUUUUAAGACAUUUGUUAGAUUUAUUUUAUAAAGUAAUUGCAGUUGUUUAUGGAUAUUGACAAGAAGUACUUAACUUGGACUUUCAUAAAACAAGUUGAGAGAAAAAGCCUCAACAUGGGUAUUCAAUACAGGAAUUUCUUACAGCACAAUUUUGACAACUAAGUUAGUGAAGACUCCUGUUUGACUUAGUGCUAAAUAACAGCAAAUGAACAAUGAUUUGUAUUCAAACAAGUUUAAUAAACGAUAACAUCAAUUAA
Messenger RNA from Sebastes umbrosus (honeycomb rockfish), 3540 nucleotides. It is a transcript of the gene scyl3, whose product is annotated as SCY1-like, kinase-like 3. Gene Ontology annotation, biological process: protein phosphorylation. Lineage: Eukaryota; Metazoa; Chordata; Actinopteri; Perciformes; Sebastidae. Gene Ontology annotation, molecular function: ATP binding; protein kinase activity. Bases 349 to 2709 code for a protein of 786 amino acids. The transcript is spliced from 14 exons. The record is from RefSeq and is a predicted model, not a curated record.